Hypomesus transpacificus is the source of this 1083-nucleotide messenger RNA. Its product is annotated as zinc finger protein 761-like. Gene Ontology annotation, biological process: negative regulation of transcription by RNA polymerase II. The record is from RefSeq and is a predicted model, not a curated record. Lineage: Eukaryota; Metazoa; Chordata; Actinopteri; Osmeriformes; Osmeridae. Gene Ontology annotation, molecular function: DNA-binding transcription repressor activity, RNA polymerase II-specific. The transcript has a single exon. The annotation marks the transcript as partial.
ACAUGUGGGAAGAGCCUUUCCUCAUCCAGGAACCUCAAGAGGCAUAUGAGGAUCCAUACUGGAGAGAAGCCCUACAGCUGUGACCUCUGUGGUAAAACCUUUAGCCAUGCUAGCAGUUACACAGGUCACCGCAGGAUCCAUACUGGAGAGAAGCCCUACAGCUGUGACCUCUGUGAUAAAACCUUUAGCCGUGCUAGCAGUUUCACAGUUCACAGCAGGAUCCACACUGAAGAGAAGCCCUACAGAUGUGACCUCUGUGGUAAAACCUUUAGCCAGGCUGGCAGUUUCACAGCUCACUACAGAAUCCACACUGGAGAGAAGCCCUACAGCUGUGACCUCUGUGAUAAAACCUUUAGCCAUGCUAGCAGCUACACAGAUCACCGCAGGAUCCACACUGGAGAGAAGCCCUACAGCUGUGACCUCUGUGGUAAAACCUUUAGCCAGGCUGGCAAUUUCAAAGCUCAUAGCAGGAUCCACACUGGAGAGAAGCCCUACAGCUGUGACCUCUGUGGUAAAACCUUUAGGCGUGCUAGCAAUUGCACAUCUCACGGCAGGAUCCACACUGGAGAGAAACCCUACAGCUGUGACCUCUGUGGUAAAACUUUUAGACAGACUGGGGAAUUGACAGCUCACUGCAGAAUCCACACUGGAGAGAAGCCCUACAGCUGUGACCUCUGUGGUAAAACCUUUAGACAGACUGGGGAAUUGACAGCUCACCGCAGAAUCCACACUGGAGAGAAGCCCUACAGUUGUGACCUCUGUGAUAAAACCUUUAGACUGACUGGGGAUUUGACAGCUCACCGCAAAAUCCACACUGGAGAGAAGCCCUACAGCUGUGACAUCUGUGAUAAAACCUUUAGACUGACUGGGGAUUUGACAGUUCACCGUAGAAUCCACACUGGAGAGAAGCCCUACAACUGUGACCUCUGUCGUAAAACCUUUAAACGGAAUGGGGAAUUGACAGUUCACCGUAGAAUCCACACAGGAGAGAAGCCCUACAUCUGUGACCUUUGUGGUAAAACCUUUAGCCAGGCUGGCAAUCUCAGAGCUCACUGCAGGACCCACACGGGAGAGAAGAUCUAA